This is a messenger RNA of Centruroides sculpturatus (bark scorpion), 1739 nucleotides long. RefSeq lists its product as uncharacterized. The record is from RefSeq and is a predicted model, not a curated record. Gene Ontology annotation, molecular function: zinc ion binding. The transcript is spliced from 3 exons. NCBI's taxonomy places the organism in Eukaryota, Metazoa, Arthropoda, Arachnida, Scorpiones, Buthidae. The coding region runs from base 48 to 1550 and encodes 500 amino acids.
AUAUUCGCGUUUUUCACGAACUAUAGAGGGCGCUGUAUUUUUACAAAAUGGCUACUCUAUCUGGGUCGUUUGUUAGUCGUCAGUGUAAAAUGAAUUAUAUAUUACUAUCUGAUGUAAUGAAAUAUGCUACUUGUAGCAGUUCAUCGAGAAAUUUUAUAGAAGGAGAACAAGUAUUACUAGCAGGACACGUCAUUUUAUGUGGUAUUGUCGAGAAAAACGAGCAAGAUCGUGCUGUACAUUUUUGUGCUCUUUGUCUGCAAACAUCAGCAUUGACUUCUAUCCCACACAAAAUUACUGGAAUUUUAAAGUUUAUCGACAUAUCAUAUAAAAUUGACAGCGUAACUUGUUCCUGUAAAGCUGGACAAUCGGGAAAAUGCAAACAUUGCUUGGCAGUAUUACUCUAUCUUAACAGAAAUAACAUAGAAGGACUUGAGAAAUUAUCUAAGACAGACUUGGAAUGUUCUUGGAACAGAUUAAAAGAAAAUGUCCAUUCUAAUUACGAAAUAAUACCAAUAAAGAAAUUUUGCCAUACUGGAUCUAAUAUUAGCAGACUAGCUUUAAAUAUUGAUCCCGAAAAAUGCUUAAACAUUUUAACAGAAGUUACACCAAAUUCUUCACUAACAAAACAUAUGAAAGGACGGAAAAGCCUUGCAUCAUUAUCAGAAAUAAAGAGAGAUAUCAACAGAGUUAAUCAGAAUAAUGAUGUCAAUGUCAAUGCUAUUUUCUCCCACAUUCAAAAUUUUAGUUCAAUUGGAAUUUUUAAUUAUAAUAAAUUGUAUUAUACAAGUGUUAUAAAAAAAGAAUUAAUAUUAACUUUUAAAGAUAUUGGUUUAGAAGAUUUGCCAAAAAGUUUGAUUUGUUAUUAUAAAAAUAAAGUUAUGGUCACCAAUGAAGAAUGUAAGAGAAUUUGUGUGAAAAGUAAAGUAAAUAAAAUAUUAUGGAAGAACGAGAGGAACAAAAGAAUUACAGGCAGUAUAUGCUAUAAUUUUUAUACAUACCAUUUCAAUUGUAAUCCGAAUUGGAAUGAAAAAUUUGCAAAGCGCAAUAUUUUUGGGGGGAAUGAAAAUACAGCAUAUGGCCUCUUGCAUGAAAAUGAUGCAAGAGAAUUGUAUUCUUCACAUUCUGGCAAGAGAAUUGUAGAAUUUGGCCUGAUUAUUUCACCAGCUUUGCCAUGGUUAGGAUAUACUCCUGAUGGAAUAAUAAUAAAACAAAAUAUUCCAACUUCUCUUUUAGAAAUAAAGUGCCCAGUAAAGGGAAGGAAUGAACCUAUUCAAGCCUUAAUUCAAAAGAAUGCAUUGAAAUUUAUUACAAUUAAUGGUGAAAAUGUUGAAUUAAGAAAGAGACAUAAAUAUUAUGGUCAGGUUCAGCUAGGGUUACUAAUAACUAAUUUGCCAGUGUGUGAUUUUGUUAUAUAUUCAUCAUUUGAUAAUUCAUUUAUUUCUUUUGAAGUAAAAAAAGAUGAUGAAUUUUUAAAUAAAUUUAUUUCAAUAUUAAAAGAAGUAUAUUUUAAUAAAAUGCUUCCAUUUUUAGUUAAUGAAAGUAAUGAGUAGAUUAAAAGUAUAUAAACAUUUAAAAAGUUUUUUCUUUUCUAAUACAUAAUGCUUGUUUAACAUGGAUGUUCUAAUUGAAAGAUUAUCUUGUAAAUAUCUUAUUAAAUGAAAAUUGUAAAAAAAUCUUGUGUAUGAAUAUCUUAUUAAAUGACAACUGUAAAAAUCUUGUGUGUGAUAAUGUAUUAAAAA